CGCAUUUCUUUUAAUUAUUUGCCAAAAUGUUUCGCACAGCCAAACAAAUUAAACCUCUAGCUCAAGUUUUACGUGAGAAAAACUCGAGAAAUAGAUUUGUCAGUGAAUUGACCAAAAAUGAAGAACAACUAUUCAAUCGCAGUUUGGAUUCUGCCCAAACGGCUCUAUUGGAAAAGAAACCCAAUCUAAAACAAACUAAACUAUAUAUAAGACGUUCCCUAAAACGACCAGUUGAUUCUCAUAAUGAUAGCUUUACUACUUGCCAACAAAUGGAAACAAAAACUGAACUUUUUAUAAUGCCUUCACCGAAAAUGAAGGCCCUAGAAAGUAAGGUUAAGUUGAAUAAUACUAUUUGUGGUAACGUUGCGGUCGUUGGGGAAAAGCCUUCUGGCAGUUUAAGGGAUCUCAAAGAAAGUAAUAAACAAAAUAUUACGGAGGCUACGACAUCUAUAGAUCUUAUGUCACGACCUGGUCGUAAUAUGUUGGCUUUAGUGGGAAAAGUUGAUUUUGUUUUAAAAAUCAACAAAAUGUAUCCGAAAGUUAAUGUUUUGUGGGAUGUUUAUGGCAAAUUGCUAAAAAUUUCCAAAGGCAAAAAUCGUUAUGAACAUAUUUUACUUAUGCGCAAUAGUGAAGGAGAUGGUCCAAUUCUACAGUGUAUUUACUAUGAUUUCGAUAGAACUCUAGAGUCUUAUAAAAGCGAUUACCUUGUCCAUGUUGUAGGUCAUAUAACGGGUUGCAAUCGUUUGCGUAUUUUUAAAAUACAACAAAUGGAAAAACCUUUACCGACGGCCAGUUUAAUGCGCAUACAAAAUGUUAAUUCUUUUGUUUUACUACAAAAUCAAACAACUUGAAGAUUUUCUU
Molecule: messenger RNA, 861 nt
Organism: Lucilia cuprina (Australian sheep blowfly)
Lineage: Eukaryota; Metazoa; Arthropoda; Insecta; Diptera; Calliphoridae
Exons: 4
Coding region: 27-851 (274 amino acids)
Source: RefSeq, a predicted model, not a curated record